Molecule: messenger RNA, 3118 nt
Organism: Ananas comosus (pineapple)
Lineage: Eukaryota; Viridiplantae; Streptophyta; Magnoliopsida; Poales; Bromeliaceae
Product: serine/threonine protein phosphatase 2A 55 kDa regulatory subunit B beta isoform-like
Exons: 22
Coding region: 50-2656 (868 amino acids)
Biological process (GO): peptidyl-serine dephosphorylation; phylloquinone biosynthetic process
Cellular component (GO): protein phosphatase type 2A complex; cytosol
Molecular function (GO): protein binding; 2-phytyl-1,4-naphthoquinone methyltransferase activity; protein phosphatase regulator activity
Source: RefSeq, a predicted model, not a curated record
CCUAUCCCUUUUGGUGCGAAAAGGAUGAGGGAAGAAGCACCCAUCGCCUAUGGCCGUUGCAGCGCCCUCUUCCACUCUCUCCCGAACCACCUCUCCUCCGCCUCCUCCAUUUCCUCUUCUCCUCUCCCUCUCCUCCUCCUCCUCCUCGGGAGCUCGUCGUCGUCGCCUUCGCUCCUCUCCUUCUCCGUCGUCGCCGCCGUCGUCGUCGUCGUCGUGGGCUUCGUCUCGUCGAAUCAGGUGCUCCCUCGAUCGCCAGACCCUAUUCUCCCGCAUCGCCCCCAUCUACGACAACCUCAACGAUGUGCUCACCUUGGGGCAACAUAGGAUUUGGAAGAGGAUGGCCGUCUCCUGGAGCGAUGCGAAAAUGGGGGAUCGGGUUCUCGAUUUGUGCUGCGGGAGCGGCGAUUUGACAUUUCUUCUAUCCCAGAAGGUUGGAACUGACGGAGAGGUGAUAGCUCUUGACUUCUCAAGAGUGCCAUUAUCAAUUGCUUCUACUCGCCAAGAGCAAUAUUGGAAGGCUUGCUACAAGAACAUUAAGUGGGUUGAAGGUGAUGCCCUAGAUUUACCAUUCAUGGACUGCUAUUUUGAUGCCAUUACCGUUGGUUAUGGGUUACGUAACUUGGUUGACAAGCCUAAAGCAAUGCAGGAAAUAUUUAGGGUUCUGAAACCAGGAUCAAGAGCAUCAAUUCUAGAUUUUAACAAGAGUUCAUCUACUUUCAUAUCUUCUUUUCAGAAUUGGGCGAUAGACAAUGCGGUUGUUCCUCUUGCAAGUCGUUAUGGCCUUGCGGAAGAGUACGAGUAUUUAAAAGGUUCAAUUGCCGAGUUUUUAACAGGAAAGGAGUUAGAAAACCUCGCCAAACACGCCGGAUUUUCCGAAGCCAAGCACUACGAAAUCGCCGGAGGGCUCAUGGGUAACCUAGUGGCGACGCGAGAUAAGCAAGUGCACUGUGCACCUAAAAAAAAAAAGCAAAAAAACAAAACAAAAACAAAAACAAAAAGCAGAGAAUUAUUUAUUUAUUUAUUUAUUUCGCUUUACUCUGAAGCACUUCACCGGAGUCGGCUGCGGAUAGAGAAAGCAAGCGAUAGGGAGAAGCGCUUCCGCCGCCGCCGCCGCCGCCGCCGUUUUAGUGCGAUGAGUUCGCCGGCGCCGGCGCCGGCGCCGGGGGCGCUGGAGUGGAAGUUGUCUCAGGUGCUGGGCGAGCCGCUUCCGGGGGAGAAGCUCGAAGAUGGUGAUACUAUAUCCGCAAUGGAAUUCGACUGCAGAGGCAACUAUCUCGCAGUUGGAGAUUAUCGUGGCCGGAUAAUUCUUUUUGAAGGAACAGAGAGGGAUCAUUUGGGUUCUCGGAAUGAGCUAGAAUCCAGGGACUAUCCUGCUACGGCACGUCCUAUAUAUACUUAUAAAACCGAGUUCCAAAGUCAUGAGCUAGAGUUUGACUAUCUGAAUAGUUUGGAGAUUGGAGAGAAGAUCAACAAAUUGAGGUGGUGUGCGCAGCCCAACAGUUCACUGUUUAUUCUUUCUACAAAUGAUAGGACAAUUAAACUAUGGAAGGCUUCGGAAAAUAAGUUAAAGAAAGAUAAGGAAGCGAAACCAAGUCUAUGCAUACCCUCAGAGAAUGCUCUACUUGCUGAGAAAAGUUUUCUUGUUGGCGAGGCGGAAAGAGUUACGAGGAAUGGUUACUACCUUGAGUGGAGGAAUAAGAAGCCCAGAAAUACAUCUCCAACAUCUGAAGAAGGCCCUGAAAAGGUAGUAGAUAUUGGAGAUACCACUACUGCAAAGUGUCGGAGGAUCUAUUCUCAUGCUCAUGAUUACAACAUCAACUCCAUCUCUAAUAAUAGUGAUGGUGAGACAUUCAUAUCUGCUGAUGACCUCAGAAUAAACUUAUGGAACCUGGAGAUCAGUAAUCAAUGCUUUAACAUCAUUGAUAUGAAGCCUUUUGACAUGGAAGAUCUCGUAGAGGUGAUUACUUCAGCUGAAUUUCAUCCGUCUUAUUGCAAUCUUUUAGCCUACAGUAGUUCGAGAGGUUUUAUUCGGCUUGUUGACCUGCGACAGUCAGCAGUCUGUGAUCAGAAUGUGAGAAUACUACGUGAUCGUGAAAAUAAAAAAUCUGGGACUUUCUUUAGCGAGAUAAUUUCUUCUAUUUCUGAUAUAAAGUUUCCAAAAGAUGGAAGAUAUAUUCUAAGUCGCGACUACAUGAAUUUAAAGAUGUGGGACCUGCACAUGGAAAGCUCUCCUAUUGCAACUUUUAAUGUACAUGAGUAUCUUCGCUCCAAGCUCUUGGAGUUGUAUAGUGCUGAUUCCGUCUUCGACAAGUUUGGGUGUUGCAUUAGCAAGGAUGGACGCCGCUUUGCCAGUGGAUCUUACAGCAAUAAUUUCCGAGUUUUCUCUCGCGACGGUGGACCUGAUGAUGGCAUUACUUUGCAAGCUAGCAGAAACCCAAACAGGACACCACACAUAAAUUCUCUGCCAAAAGCUGCAGGGUUGCUUACAAGUUUUGCUCGUGGGCUCAGUCGGAGAGGACAUGAUAUUCCGAGCCCUGAUAAUAAUGAAGAGAUCCCCUGCGACUUGAAGUCGAAGCUGACUCAUUUGGCAUGGCAUCCUACAACAAACCUGAUUGUCUGUGCUGCUAAAAGCAGCUUGUACAUGUAUUAUGCAUAGAACAUCAAUUCUUGUCUCUUUUUCUCAAACCACCACUGGUUCUACGGUACCCAUAAUGGUUGUGAUUAUACAGUGACCCAACAAUGAGCACGAAAAAGCACAAAGAUGCCAUGGAACAAGAACAAAUUUUGCUUCGAACAUUAGUUAAUACAUUGGUAGGGUUCAUGGUUUUUCCUUUUAUUUUUUUUAUUUUUUCUCUUUUGAUCAUUCAAGCCGAUAGCAAAACCAGUCAGGCUUAACCAUUUGCCAAAUCAGAUGUAAUUGUUUGAAGGAACGCAGGAAUAUUGUCUCCUAAAUGUAAAGAUACCUUGAGAUUCGGAAUAUUCGUCGCAAUGUACAUUUUCUCAGUGGAACUCACUCUUAUCCUGUUACGUUUGAAAUCCAUCUGUAAAUUUGGCUUACGAUGAACAAAUUCUGUAAUAUUUAAGUUCCAAUGUAAAUAUGUGAUAAUCUUUUUCGCCU